Mauremys reevesii (Reeves's turtle) is the source of this 11133-nucleotide messenger RNA. RefSeq names its product Rho GTPase activating protein 32 (gene ARHGAP32). The coding region runs from base 14 to 6022 and encodes 2002 amino acids. The transcript has 21 exons. Gene Ontology annotation, molecular function: phosphatidylinositol phosphate binding; GTPase activator activity; protein binding. Gene Ontology annotation, cellular component: actin cytoskeleton; fibrillar center; Golgi apparatus. Lineage: Eukaryota; Metazoa; Chordata; Testudines; Geoemydidae. Gene Ontology annotation, biological process: small GTPase-mediated signal transduction. The record is from RefSeq and is a predicted model, not a curated record.
CAACCCGGAACUGAUGGGCUGUGAUGCCUUUCACAGGUUAUCCUUUACCAAAGGCCACUUCCCGAAGAUGGCAGAGUGUGCACAUUUCCAUUAUGAGAACGUGGACUUUGGCAACAUACAGCUUUCACUCCCGGAGGAACAGAAUGAAGUAACAAGGAACGGCUGUGAAUCCAAGGAACUGGUCUACCUUGUGCAAAUCUCUUGUCAGGGCAAGAGCUGGAUUGUGAAACGGAGUUAUGAAGAUUUCAGAGUACUCGAUAAACAUCUCCACCUAUGUAUCUAUGAUCGGCGUUUCUCUCAGCUCUCAGAGCUACCCCGCUCCGAUGCCCUGAAGGACAGUCCAGAGCUUGUCACCCAGAUGCUGAUGGCUUACCUGUCACGGCUCUCAGCCAUCGCAGGCAACAAGAUCAACUGUGGGCCUGCCCUCACAUGGAUGGAGAUUGAUAACAAGGGGAAUCACCUGCUAGUCCAUGAAGAAUCAUCCAUUAACGUGCCUGCCAUUGCGGCUGCCCAUGUUAUUAAGAGAUACAUUGCUCAGGCAGCAGAUGAACUGUCCUUUGAGGUGGGAGACAUUGUGUCCGUUAUUGACAUGCCGCCAAAGGAGCUGACCACAUGGUGGAGGGGCAAACAUGGAUUUCAGGUUGGAUUCUUUCCGAGUGAAUGUGUUGAGCUAAUUAAUGACAAAGUUCCUCAAUCUAUGACCAACUCUGUGCCAAAACCAGUGUCAAAAAAACACGGCAAACUCAUCACUUUCCUGCGAACAUUCAUGAAGUCGCGCCCAACGAAACAGAAACUGAAGCAACGCGGGAUCCUGAAAGAGAGGGUGUUCGGGUGCGACCUGGGAGAGCAUCUCCUCAACUCCGGCCAUGAUGUCCCCCAGGUCCUCAAGAGCUGCACCGAAUUCAUUGAGAAACACGGCAUUGUGGAUGGAAUAUACCGCCUGUCGGGAAUUGCGUCAAAUAUCCAGAAGCUACGCCACGAGUUUGACUCGGAGCAGAUCCCCGACUUGACUAAAGAUGUUUACAUUCAAGAUAUCCACUGUGUGGGCUCCCUCUGUAAGCUCUACUUCCGCGAGCUCCCCAACCCCCUGCUCACAUAUCAGCUGUACGAGAAGUUCUCAGAUGCUGUGUCCGCUGCUACAGAUGAAGAGCGAUUGGUUAAAAUUCAUGAUGUCAUCCAGCAACUACCCCCACCGCACUACCGGACGCUGGAGUUCCUAAUGAGGCACUUGGCUCAUCUAGCUGAUUACUGCUCCAUCACAAACAUGCAUACCAAGAACUUAGCAAUUGUCUGGGCACCAAACCUACUGAGAUCGAAACAGAUAGAGUCUGCCUGUUUCAGUGGAACAGCUGCCUUCAUGGAGGUCCGAAUCCAGUCGGUGGUGGUGGAAUUCAUCCUGAAUCACGUCGAUGUCCUCUUCAGCUCCAAACUCAGCUCGGUCAUACGAGACGGGGCAGGGCCUCAUUGUCUUCAGCAGAGUAGAUUUGCUGUCAGUCCAGCUUUCCACCCAAGAGGUCACACUUCCUUAUCACGCCCCAAAUCACUGCUGGUGUCCUCGCCCUCAACUAAGCUGCUCACCCUGGAGGAGGCACAAGCAAGGACGCAAGCCCAGAUCAACUCCCCUAUAGUGGCAGACAGUAAAUACAUUGAAGUGGGAGAAGGCCCUGCUGCAUUACAGGGGAAAUUCCACACCGUCAUAGACUUUCCAUCUGAAAGAAAACGACCGCCCAACAAGAUGAAGAAAUCCCCUGUUGGCAGUUGGCGCUCCUUCUUCAACCUGGGAAAAUCCUCUUCCGUCUCCAAGCGGAAACUGCAGCGCAAUCCAAGUGAGCCCUCCGAAAUGAAAGCCAUAGCGCUGGCAGGUGGGAGAGGAGAUAGCGGGACCCUGCGCUCGGCUAAAAGCGAAGAGUCUCUCACUUCCCUGCAUGCUGUUGACGGUGAAUCUAAACUGUUCCGGCCUAGAAGACCCAGGUCCAGUAGCGAUGCGCUGUCUGCUUCCUUCAACGGGGAACUCCUGGGGACCGUGAACCGCUGCAAUUCUUACGAUAACCUGCCCCGUGACGACGAGAGCGAUGGGGACGAGGGGCUGAUUCACGUUCCCGCCCUCAUCUCUCCUAGGUCGGCGGAAGAGGUUGACCUGAGCCCACCGGAUAUUGGAGUAGCUAGCCUGGAUUUUGAUCCUAUGUCUUUUCAGUGCAGUCCACCCAAGGCAGAGUCUGAGUGCCUGGAUAGCAGCGUCUCUUUGUUGGAGUCCAUGGGUUUUCACAGGGACAAGCCAAGUGUAGCUAAGAAGGACUUGGAGUCUGGUAGCCAGAGUCACACCCCUGGCAGUGCCACGAGCUCUGAACCGGUGUCCCCCUUCCAAGAGAAAAUGAGUCCCUUCUUUACUCUGGACCUGAGCCCAACUGAGGAGAAGGCAUCCAAAACCCACUCCUUCUCGGAGAAGGUCACCCGUGCCUUCUCGCCUAAGACGGGGCGAAAGCCGAUCAAGUCUCCGCCGGUGACCAUAUCGGAGCCGGUCUCUUUGACGCCGCCCAGACAAGCGUGCGAAGGGAUGCCUGCCGCUGCGGGGAGUGCGGCUUCUUCAAACUGGAGCAAAAGCAUCAAUGAAGCCACAAACGGGUCCCCGACCCAGAGGAUGUCUUUGCCCCUGAAAGCCGGCGAGGUGGCAGCGGGUGAGGGAUGCCACCGAGAGGCCCAGACCCAGCUGACUGCUGCCAAGCCAGAGUUGCGAGAAGGGGAGCGACCCGUGCCUAGCGGCCAGAAUAAGACUGUACCUUCUGGACCCACUCAGCCAGGAGCAGUUGCCCUCGACUCCCCCCAGGAUCCCGUUCCCGUCAGUUCUGUGUCUCUUGUCCCUCCUCCUCCUCCGAAAAAUGCAGCACGCAUGCUGGCCUUAGCGUUAGCCGAGUCCGCACAGCAAGCGUCUACUCGGUCCCAGAAGAAGCCAGGAGACGCUCAUUCUGACUGUACAAAUUACGGAGAGACUGACAUUGGUAUAGCUAUAGAAAAGGUCCACCUCUCUGCCGGGGCUGCUCCGGACAAGCUCCAUCCGUGUACUGGUGUUCCCGAGAACCAAAUCCACUUCCAGAGCGGGGCACCUGGGGAUCAAUUCCAGAGCGGGGCACCUUUAGACCAGGACCUCACUAGGACGCCUGGGGACUGCAAUCAUCUACACAGUAGUACACCUGGAAACAGGGACCAGCCCCGUCCGCAUACUGGCACGCCUGGGGACCUGCAUAGUGGCACAAAGGUGGACUGGAACCACUCCGACUUCCAUACCGGAACGGUGGGAGACAAGGACCGCUUCCCCUCCCGUCCGGGUGGCCCUGGGGAUUGGGCGCACGCUCCUCUCCAUACAGAUGCUUUGCUUGGCCGGGAACCGUCCGCGACAGACGUGCCCAUAGACAAGCCACACCUCCAUACUUGCAUAUCUAUGGAUAAGUAUCACAUCCCUGCGGAGAAGCUUCAUCUCCCUGCCAGCACAGCUGAUGACAAACUCCGGCCUCCUCCUGUAGCCGCCAGGGAGAAAACCGCCACGGCUACAAUGACGUACGUGACAACUAUCCAGACGUCGGCAACUGAGAUGAGUCGUGGAACAGCGGGUCAGCACACGGCCCCUGAACCCGCCGCUCAGGCAGAUGUUACCGUCACAGCUGCUCAGCGCAUUCUUAUGACCAAUUCCCUAACACCAUCUCAGAGACAAGCAGACCAUCAGCCAGCCACGGGACAAGUUCCAGCCGUAGCCGCCGGAGGAUCAAGUGGUUCCGACCAGGUACGAGGAGCACCGCCUCCAGAGAAGCCGCCCGAGCCUCGACUAGCGGAGCCUGCUCCAGUUUUUGUCACCGAAAGUAGCUCCGCUAUCCGCUGUACCUCAUCCGCCGCUGCGUCCCACCAGGGCCAUUUGGAAAAGCCCCGGGAGAACGUCAGGGCUCCCUCUUUGCACCUGCGUUCCGAAUCGGUCCCCGCACACUCCUCCUCCUAUGGCUUUGCACCCCCCAUCCCGCCCGUGAGAACGCUGGAGAGUAAGAUAGCUGCAGCCAUGCACUCCAACAGUAUGGAUGCAGUGAAUACCUCCAGUUACCAUUCCUUCCCGGCUUCCUCCAUUCUGCCAUCGUCGGGGGAGGAGGCUUUGCCCCCGCCCCCACCGCCCAAGCACGCCUCGCUGCAGUCUGCAUAUCUGCCCCAUCCCAAGCCAGAGAGCACCCCCGAGCCGUCCAUGCCAGAGAACUAUCUGCACCACAAGCCAGCGUCCGUCCAUCAGUACAGGCCGGAGAGCGUCCCGCCACAUCUCUCCUACCACGGCAAGUCCGACCAGCACCAAGCUUACGCCUCCAGGUCAGAAACGCCCGCCUCCGUGGUCCCCCGCUACACCGCCUACGCCAGUCAAGGGAAGAAUACGUCAGCCCAUCACUCCAAGCCUCGCGGCCGCGUGGAGUACGCGUCCUCCGUGAGCCCUACCGCCCUGCGGAGCGCCGGGUACGCUGAGGAGGCUCCGCCCUACCCCACCAUCCGCAGGGUGCAGUCGCUGCACGUUUCCGCCCCUUCCGCCAUCCGCUCCGUCCCCAUUUCGCGGACAGAGGUGCCUCCCGACGACGAGCCCGCGUACUGCCCGCGGCCCCUUUAUCAGUAUAAGCCAUGCCAGCCCCACUCAGAUUAUCACGUCACUCAGCUACAGCCUUACUUCGAGAAUGGGCGCGUGCAUUACAGGUAUAGCCCUUAUUCCAGCUCGUCUGGCUCCUCCUAUUACCCCACAGCAGCGGAUGGGGGUUUUUAUGACCUGGACCCCUACGGCACGAUGCGGCUCAGGCAUUUCCACCCCCUUCCUAGCCGAGACUUUGCAUCCUACACCUCCAGGCUGCAAAGUAAGAAUCUGUACCGCUAUCCCGGCCUGCCUGCCUAUCCUCGGGGAGGCCUGAUGAGCCACCUGGCAGGAAAAGAGCACAGCUUUAUCAGCAGAGAUGUGCCCCCGGCCCCGGACAUCAAGCACGCGUACAUGUCAUGGGAUCUGGAGGACAUGGAGAAAUACCGCCUGCAGUCCAUCCGCCGGGAGAGCCGCUCACGCCAGAAAGUGAAAGGGCCGGUGAUGUCCCAGUACGACAACGUGGCUCCUCUGCUGCAGGAGGAGCUGGGGGGGCUGGACAUCAUCCACCUCCGCAGCAAAUCGGAUCCUGGGAAAACUGGUCUCCUGACUGUAGCCGAAGGAAAAGAAGGGAGAUAUCCGACCAAGGCAGCCACCCCCGAAGGGGACGAACGUUACUAUCUGCAGCGCUCCGAGCCGGAGCCGGACAGAACCUAUUACCACGGGGCCUAUGGGAAUGGGCAGUCAGAGAAGCCUUCCCUUCCCCAAAAGCAGAGCACCAUCAGGAGCAGAAAGCUGCACGAUCCAGAGCACAGGGGACACCUGCAGCAGGAAGCAAGCCAUCGGCAGCCUUCGGAAUCCAAAAACGGGCCCCCUUACCCAGACUACAGGCCAAAGGGUGGCCAGGAACCCAUGGAGCUCGUUGGUUUCCAGCACUCGGGUGGGAAGUACGUCACGGCCGGCCAGGAGGCCCUGCGACCUAACCACAAGGAGGCAAAGCUGGCAGAGGACCGGCCAGACUUGGAAAGGCCUCGAGCCAGGCAAACAGCCCCUGGCGAGAAGCACACCAGAGACUGCUAUAAUAAAGAGGAGGAGCACCACGUCCAACCCAUGGCGCCGCCUCCCAAGCCAGAACGGAGCCACAGCCUCAGAAUCCGGCAUCCGGAGAACAUGGACAGGGACCCUGGCCUCCUGUACCCGUACCAAACCCUUGGCAAACGCCAAAGCAGUCUGACAGUGGUGUCCCAGUAUGAUAAUUUGGAGGAUUACCAUACCAUGCCUCAGCACCAAAGAGGGGGCUACCUUGGAGGAGGGGCGUUCAUGCCUCCUGGCUUUCCCCAUUCACACAGUAGGACAUAUGCCACAGCAUUGGGCCAAGGGGCCUUCCUUCCUACAGAGCUGUGUUUGCAGAGGCCGGAAACAGAGAUCCAUGCCGAGUGAGCUGGGGGGAGGAGGAGGGAUAGAGCCUAAGCAGCCUCUGCUGGACAGUGGACUGUUUUAUUUUUUCAAUGACAAAAUUUAAAAAAAACCCACCCCCCUGAGCAAAGCCAACGCACUCUCAGCCCUGCCACUAGCUCACCACUCAAUGUUUGUUUGUCCUAGGUGUAUAGUUUUCUUUCGUGUCCUUUGAAGGUUGGAAUAGUCGCACAGGCUGUGUUGGCAUGUGGAAAGAUGAGCCAGGACCCAGAAAGGCAGAGCGGAUCUGAAAGAGGCAUGGUGGGGAGGGGAAAAGGGGGGUUCCUUCCCCUGCUUUGACAUGGGCUGGUGGUUGCGUGCAGCUCCUCUGGUGGCAUAUCCAGUCACUCUCCCAACUGCCAACAUCAGAGGAGUUGCACGGAUAGGUUUUACCCUUUGAAUGAGAUGCCGUCGGGGAGUCUCUGUCCUGACCCUUUCAGAUUGAAUCGGUAACACUGUGGGGUAAGGACAGCUUCAAAGUGUUUGUUUCCUCCUAGAUUAUUGGUGCUCUGCAUCCCCUUGGAAAUUGUGUAGGGGGAGGGAGAUUGGCCGCAAGCCAGGUCACAGAGCUGUUACAGAACACGGGCUGGUUUUUAAAGGCUCAUUGAACAAGCAGCUUCUAACUAGAGAAGGGAUAUUUACUGAUACUAUAAAUGGAGACGGGUUUUGAAAGCGAAGCAAACCAGGGCAGCACUUCUACCUUUGAAAGUAAAAAAACCACCCUCUCCCCUGCCACACACACUCCUGGGCACAGGUGACUGAGCAGCAUACACAUUUCAUUCUAAUUCCUCUUUACUUACAGGCUACCAGCUCUUUAAUUGCACGUCCUAGCUGGCCAGAAACUACCCUCUAUUUACAAUGUCACUAGAUGAUUGUGUCCAGCUUGUAAACUAGAGCACAGGUUCCCUGCUGGGAGCGACUUGCGUGACCGUGGAGUUGCUCUGGGCCCAAUAACUCGGUACUUACUUCAGGGAAAACUCCCGUUGACUUUCAUAUGUGGCCUACAGGAUGAGGCCCUCUUUUUAGUACUGUCUCACUCGUGAGAUCACAGCGAGUUGCUGUAAGUACAGAGCAGUUAUGUGCUGUGCGGGCUAUGAAAUAGCAUUGCCUCCCUUACUGCAAGUGUUGUUCACACCAGGAUUCAGUCACUGGGGCGGGGUGAAGGGAUGGGACAAUGCACCUCUUUAUAACAAACCCCUGCUGUUGCCCUGCCUAUUUAAAAUGCUCUCCCUACUUCAUAGAAACAAGUCAGUGUUUCAUCUGCAGCCUCUCUGGAUUCACAGCCAUUUAAACCCCACCUUAAAGCACAUACAUUUUAUGAGACAGGGCUUCCUAGAAAAUACUUGUGAUUUAGCAUUUAAAAUAUUCAGCAUUCACCCAUGCUACGGGGACCUUUUAUGUACUGUUGGAUCACACAACUUCUCUACCUGUUUUGAAAUUCAGAGGGUUUACUUAAAGAACGCAUCUGAGAAGUUCUCUUAGCUGAAAGUCCUUCAGCUAAGAUUAUUAAAGGAACUCAUGUCAGAGCCUCCUAGAACAAGUGUUUUAUUCAUUGCUAUUUUUGGCUUUUAAAGUAAUAAUAAAAACCUGUCAGCGCUCACAGGGGAACAACACACUUCUAGUAGGUACCUAGUCAUUAGCAGUUUGGUUCUUUUAAUCUCAGCCUUUUCUGGGUCUGUUUCAACUAGGAUAGCCUAUGGUCUGAUUUUAUUGUGCAAUGCAUUGUUUUGUUUUAAGAAUAAUUUGUUUAAUAGAGAGAGUUUUUCCUAAAUGUUAUGGAAAUAAAUUUAGCUGUCAGGAAAAGAGCACUGUGAUCCAGGUUACCUCAAUAUCAUUCACCUUGUGACUAACUAGAGGGUGUGUUUUGUUUUUUGAAGGGGAUGGGGUGUGAAAGGAUAAAGCACGAAAGGGCUGUUAGCUGAAAACACAGAGCCACUUAGUGGACCAACCAUUUUCUUUGGGCUAAUAGCCAAUUCUGCUAGUAAACCUGGCUUUCCUGAUACAAUCUGUCCAGGGGAGUCUAGCUACAGUACUCGGUCAAGCUACAUUUAGAGACUAGUAUUGGGACUUGACUUAGCACUUCAUCUCCCCUCUGCUGCUCCAGAGUGUCAGCCUCCCUUGUUCUGGAUUUGGGGCAGGAACAAAAACUCAUUGGUUCAGGCUAUUCAGGAUUGAGGUGACAAGGACAGCCUGUCGAACCUCUCUCCAUCAAUGCCUUAAUUUUCCCUCCAACCUCUCUGUAUUGGCCUUAAGUUACCCAAAGAAUCCUCCCUAUGAGACAGCUGAACUGAGCUCCCUCGAACACUGAACAUCUCUGCUCAUUUGCCUGCACUUGUUGCCUAUCUUGAAGCUGGUCUGCUCCUAUAGGGCAUAAACACCAUCUCCCAACUAUUUCCACUCCUUACAAACGGUAGCAGCAAGAGACAGAACCUGGGAUCUCUGCCUGCUCCAUUGUUCACAGCAUGACAGUCCGCUCAGCACCCUACCAUCAUUGGUUUCCGUGGAAGUCAAGGCCCCUUAGCACCAUACAGGAAUGGCCCCGUAAGUGAACAAACCGACCCCAUCAUUAAGGCCUUGUCUAGACAUGAAAAUUAAUCUGGAAUAAGGUAGGGUGUGACUUUAGAGCAGAUCAACUGUUCCUGAUACACCUCCAUGGAUGGAUGCUCAUAUACCAGAAUAAGAGUGCUUUAUUCCAAAUCAGAUUAAUCCCUGGAUUAAACUAACUCGGGCAUUCUUAUUCUGGAAUAAGAGCAUCCACCCAUGGAGUUAGUCAGGAAAUAGUGAAUUCAGACUAACUCCCUGUGUAGACAAACGGAUUAAUGGCUUCACAUCUCUCUUAGAGAUCAGGGAUCUUUCUUUUUUGUUCCAGCAUGAGCCAUUCAUUCAGCCUCUUCCCUUUAAUGUACUUGGGAACAGUUUAUCCCUAGUUUCCUCCCGUGCCCAUCCUUACACCAUGCAAUUGGAGGGCCAGCAGCCCUGUAAGAGCCCAACCGGUAGCUCUACUCCAGGGUUAGGGCAGGUGCCCUAAGGAAGGGGUGAGACUAGAGCAGCAAGCAAGGAACAUGAACCCUUCACAGGCACUCCACUGCUAACAGCCGCUAAUAGUUUGAACCUUCUUUUUCCCUUAAAGCCAUAUAGUGAACUAUGCAGUUCUGCUCUUGUACUGUGGUUAAAUUUUGGAAUUGGAUGAUGGCCCUUAGAGAAAUGGUCCCACCUCAUUCAUUAGAUUAUACACCCAACAGUGUCCAUUCUUCAGGAAAGGGGACCACUGCAGAGGGGGUGGGAAUUGCCCCAGGUCAUUCAAGAACAAUGAGUCUCAGGUGGCCCUUGGCCAAGUAGGCAUUGGGUAUGAUGCACAACAUGGCACGUAGGGGCAUUAGUCCUAUCAGUGAAUGGGGUAGGGAGGGGAGACCCCUGCUGGGGAAAAAAAUUAGGAUGAUAAAUGUACCAACUGUGUGCCAGGUUCUGUUAAUCUGUAGUAACCUAUUGUCUAAGUAUAACCUCACUAAGGAUACAUGAGCAGUAGCAGACUUGGCAAGUUUCCUAUACCUGUAUCACUGCCUGCCUGCCUCUUUAUUGCCACUUGCUGAGUUUUCAGCUUAAUUUCUCAUUACCAUGUGAGAGCGUUUGGGCCCAGUUCUGCUCUGGGAGCGGUGUAGAGAUCUCUGGAUUUACACCUGCAACUCAGAGCAGAAUGUGGCCCAUAAAGAAAGCUCUCCGUGACUACAGAUGUUGAGAUCACAACCAAGGUGUGGGCCCUGUCACAUCAUCUACUUCAGUUCUGAUUUUAAAAAGUCUGAUCAGGUUUAAACUUUAUGCAUAUGACAGUAAAAACUUUGUGCCUACAGGUCUUUACAGAGGUAAUAGGCUUGUGCUUAUCACUUGGGGUUGGGGGGGGAGAUAUCAGUGAGGAUUGCACAGGUGUAGCAAAUUGCUACACAAAACCAAAACAAACUUGAAAAAUGUAUUGUUCCCUUUAGCUAUAAAAGGGACAGACCCUUGUGUGUAGUCUUUACCAUUCAUCUCAUUGGUAUGUAGACAAAGCAUUGACUGAAACAGUGUGUAAUGUACUAGAAAAUCUGAAUGAAAAAUUGCAUUGAACAUUUAUUUUUUAAAGGGCCUGUGACACUUUUCCAGAACCAUGUGCUACAGAAGUCUGAUACCACAGACAUGGUGUAGUUUAAAGAGGUGUACACAGUAACCCCCAGUACGUGCAACCAUUCUUGCAAAAAAAACACAAAUGGUGACUUUUGCAGUUCAUUUUCUUGCUGUAAAAAUGUGACCCUUUUUGCCCUAAGCCGCACGAGAGAGAAAUCCCAGAAAGCCUUAGGAUUACUUUCAGUGUUCCCUUCACUUUAAUUUAUAGAGUGUCUUAUUUUCAUGUUUGGGUUUUUUGUUUUGGGUUUGGGGGUUUUUGUGUGAGAGAGAGAGAGAGAACCGGUGUAAAAUGUAUAUGCUGACAAGCUCAUGUAUUUUUAUGUAAAUAUUUUUGUGGUUUUCCCAGCCCCGCUCUGUAAAUACUUAGAUUCUCAUUUUCUUCCCACUUUGUAUGAUGCGGAUGUGGUUUUGUUUUCUGUUUUUAUUUGUACUGUAAUGCCAUGAUCCAGACCGAGGUGUCUUGUGGUAUUUAAAAAACAAAGUCCCACUGAGCUCACAUUCAGAUGUACGACUCAACAGCAUUAAUCGAGCCUGGUUGAAGCCACCUCCUUUGCAUUUGUGUGUGUUUGUGCCUCGGCCAGGUUAAUUAACAAUAUACUGAAAAGAGCUAGGGCGUGGAGAAACUAGUUUAGAGCCAUGAGGUUGUGGGGCCAGGUACCUCGAAAGACAAGCGAGGCGAUGAGUGCUGUAUUUAUGUGCCAAGCCUAUUGCAAAUUGCUGCCUGUCAGUCUGUCCCGGCGCUUAUCUGUUCAGUUACACCUGUGGCAUAACUGUUCUGAAAAGAAAAAAAUAAACCAACCUUGGCUUUCCUAGUCUCCUUUUCUUCUCCUCCAGAAUUACUAGGCAAGGAGCAAUGCUGCAGGAAUGGCACAAAAGGCAGGUGGCAGUUUUAGUCCUAACAGUGAGAUUCCGAAGUUGGGUUCGGCCAUUAAAACAGG